AGCACCUUGCCUGCGGCGGCGAGGCGCGAGAGGAGCUGCGUCUGACUGUCUGAGGCUCUGAUUCUACACCGGCAGACCGUAGCGCCCGCCGCAGCCGUAGCAUGAGGUGGCCGCGGCCGAUCUCGCCUCCCCGCCCCCUUCUCGUCGUCCUGUUCGUCGCCCUCUGCUCGAUUCCUGGGACUACUUCGUUGAGGCUUGUCACGCUUGAUACCAUUGAUAUAUUUACUACUGGUAAAUGGUUCUCCAGCAAGCCAACUUUGUAUUUCCGUUGCAAUGGAGAUAACAUGACAUAUUUGCCUGACGUGAAGGAGCCAAACUUGAUAUACACCUUUAAGGGUGAAGAGUCAUGGCAGCCCUUAACGGAACUUGCAGAAAAGAAGUGCAAGCGAUGUGGUUUGUACGACGAUGAUUUUUUUAAAGAUCAUGUGUUUGAUGAAUGGGAGAUGUGUUCCACUGAGUUCAAAGAUGGCAAGUACACACAUUUCAAGGAAGGCCAGUUCAAUGCGACAUUCUUGUGCCCAAACUGUACUGGUUCUGCUGGUGAUUCUGCAGCACACCACUCUGGCUCGGAGGUGGAACCUAAAAAGACAUCUGUGGCGGUUAUUAUAGUAGUAAGCGUCCUUGCUUCUGUUCUAGUCAUCCUUGCCUUGUUCGGGGGUUACAAGUACUGGCUGAAGAAGAAGAGGGAGCGGGAUCAGCUACGGUUUCUCAAGCUCUUUGAAGAGGGAGACGACAUGGAUGAUGAGCUGGGCCUUAGCAAUGAACUCUAAAACCGUGAACACAGCCUGACCCUGAUCUCUGACCAUCGAUCUCAGAUGAGUCGUGUGUAAAAUUGUCUCUUACGCUUUUUCUUUUUUACAUUAGAAAUUUUGUGAUGUAUAGCAUCCCAGUAGUUGAAAGACACGACAGGAAAGCUCCGCUUUCGAUUCGUAGAACUUUUCCCUUCAUCAUACUUUUCAGCCGUUAGUGUAGUUUAUUCAGUUACGAACAAUGAACAAAUGGAUGGUAUUUCAUCAAGUA
Molecule: messenger RNA, 1020 nt
Organism: Lolium rigidum
Lineage: Eukaryota; Viridiplantae; Streptophyta; Magnoliopsida; Poales; Poaceae
Exons: 4
Coding region: 102-770 (222 amino acids)
Source: RefSeq, a predicted model, not a curated record